AUGAUUUCAAGAAACUUACAUAAAUUUAAUAGGCUAGGCAUUAGGAAUUAUACUCAUUUUGUUACUACCCCGAUUUUCUACGUCAACGCUGAUCCCCAUAUUGGUCACUUAUAUUCAAUUGUUGUCGCGGAUACUAUCGCGCGUUACUUGAAAUUGAAACACCCCUCCGAUAAUGUCGCUUAUUCUACUGGCACAGACGAGCACGGUUUGAAAGUUCAACAAGCUGCUACCGCCCAUUCAACUACACCUCUUAAAUUAUGUGACAACAUCUCCCCCAAAUUUAAAAGUCUAGCAGAUUUAGCUCUGUCUUCUCAUACAGAUUUCAUAAGAACCACCAGUCAUCAUCAUAUCAACACUGUCCAUUCCCUAUGGUUGGACUUAUUCAACAAAGGCUACAUCUACAAAGGUAGCCAUCAAGGCUGGUAUGCUGUAUCCGAUGAAGCUUUUUACUCUGAUUCAUCUGUCACCGAUCACUUUGAUCACUCUACCGGUGAAUCGUAUAAAAUUUCCACUGAAACUGGAAAAAGGGUCGAAUGGAUGUCUGAAACUAAUUACAAGUUUAAACUUAAACAUUUCAGACAAAAGUUGAUUGACUGGUUGUUAUCAAAUCCUAAAGCUAUACACCCACCCCAGCAAUACAACGCUAUCCUUUCUUCCCUUCAGUCAAAUCAGAGCGCCAACUCAGAUUUGUCCAUAUCCCGUCCUUCCAAUCGCUUAAACUGGGGUAUUCCCGUCCCUAACGAUCCUUCACAUACCAUUUACGUUUGGAUUGAUGCUUUGACUAAUUAUUAUUCUGUUGCUCAACUUCAUGGUCUAAGCACUUGGCCUGCUGAUAUACACGUAGUUGGCAAAGACAUUAUUAGGUUUCACGCUAUAUACUGGCCUGCUCUACUUUUGGCUUCAAAUAAGCCAUUGCCAAAAAUUAUUCUUAGUCACGCACAUUGGACCAUGAACGGUUCCAAAAUGUCUAAAUCCACUGGUAAUGUCGUCGAUCCUUUCGUCGCAAUUCACAAGUAUUCUGCAGACGUACUGAGGUUUUACUUACUUAGAGUUGGUGGUAACUUCGCAAAUGACGCUGAUUUUAAGCAACACGAAUUAGAUCUGAAAUACAGCUCUACUUUAAAGGGCCUACUUGGUAAUUUGUUGUCAAGAAUUAGUGGAAAAAAAAUUAUGGAUAAACUUUCAAAUGCUAAUCCCAUCGAUAUUCAUCCUAAUGAUAAUGAAGAGAUCUUACAUAACAAGUUGGUUUCUUUGCAUACUCGGUUCAUAACUUCUAUGGAUACCUUUGAGAUGGGAAAAGCUUUGGAAACCAUCGAAGAUACCCUUCACGAGGUUAACAGAUAUUUCACAAAAGUUGAGCCGUGGUCUGAUCAUACCUCAAUUGAGGAGUGCGCGCGAUGUGUCAUGUACGCUCGGGAAACACUGCGUAUUAUUGGUAUUCUCCUUCAACCAAUCAUGCCAAAUAAAAGCAAAGAAUUGCUUGACAAACUAGGUGUCGAUUUAUAUGCAAGAAAUUUGCAAGACGCUGCACUGAAUAUUUCACUCACUCAGACCUUAACACUCAAUACCCAAACAGCUGUACUUUUUCCACCUCUUAUUGAAAAGACUACAAGUAAUUUAAAUUAA
Wallemia ichthyophaga EXF-994 is the source of this 1626-nucleotide messenger RNA. RefSeq lists its product as uncharacterized. Gene Ontology annotation, molecular function: methionine-tRNA ligase activity; ATP binding. The record is from RefSeq and is a predicted model, not a curated record. NCBI's taxonomy places the organism in Eukaryota, Fungi, Basidiomycota, Wallemiomycetes, Wallemiales, Wallemiaceae. The coding region runs from base 1 to 1626 and encodes 541 amino acids. Gene Ontology annotation, biological process: methionyl-tRNA aminoacylation. The transcript is spliced from 3 exons.